AUGAGUAGAGCGUGGGCGAGAACCGGUCUUAUUCGGAGGGGCGACGCGGUGCGGGAGGCGGCUGUCUGUGCGACGAAACGCAGCCGACGCCUGGGAGUUGCCGACGCCGCGGCGCGCCGGUGCGCUGGAAAUCUCCUACGCAAACGCAUGGACUGGCGUUCGAACGUGAGCCAAUGCGCUGUUGAGGGAGGUGCUCCCACGAACAGACAUCUCCAAGAUGAAGGUGGAGCACUGCAGCUCGUUCGCAAAUUGCUCGUCGUGCCUGGAGGCGAAGGACCCGUACUGCGGCUGGUGCUCGCUGGAGAAGAGGUGAGUGCGGGGGCCGGCUCGGCUCCGGAGACCGGCCGCUGGGCUCGGCCCCAGUUGCCGGCCGCGCAUAAUCAGGCCUGCGUGCUUAUGCGGUGCCGCGUUCCAGGGAGACAGUGGGGCCGCCGCCCCUGCUUGCACUGGGGAAGGGGGGCUGGAGGCCCGGCAUUCCUUGCAACUUCUAUUGAACGAAACCGAACCACUUCACAUAAAUCAUCUCGCAAACGACUUCUGCGUCCUGGUCUCCGGUUCUACAGUAUUGUGUGCGACGUGGGACAAGCCAGUGCGGAGCCUUAA
Molecule: messenger RNA, 603 nt
Organism: Gryllus bimaculatus (two-spotted cricket)
Lineage: Eukaryota; Metazoa; Arthropoda; Insecta; Orthoptera; Gryllidae
Source: the annotation of a GenBank genome assembly